AUGUUACCUGGUCUCGCGCUAACACCGAUGCGAGUAAUGAAUCUCAGCCGACCGCUAAGUAUUUACACUGUUCAGUUCCUGCUUACGGCCGACGACGCAAUCGCUUGUCGCGACUACGUGCUGGCAAAUGAAGACUACAUUAAUGUUCCGGAAAGGCAAAAAAGCAACGAAAGAGCCAUCGAAGUUCGCCAAAAAGGCAACAAACUGUAUCGGAUGAGGAAUUUUCAGGAGGCUUUAGAGAAGUACAACGAGAGUAUCUGCUUGGCGGAAACAGAUUCACCGCACCUGGCUAUCGGUUAUGGAAACAGGUCAGCUGUCUAUUUUGAACAAGAAAAUUAUCGUCUAGCCUUAAGAGAUAUAAAAUUCGCGAAAGCACACAACUGUCCCGAGGAUCUUUUGCAGAGACUUUUGACUCGUGAGGCUAAUUGCAAUGAGAAAAUUCGUAAUCUUAACCCAAAUCUUGAACAAUUUCGGCGCGUACCAGUAAACCUUCCAGGAAAUCCUCGAAUCCCUUUCUUGGCGGAUGGGAUUCGGAUGCAACAACUGCCAGGUUACGGCCGCAGUAUGAUGGCUGAUCGAAACUUCAGAACUGGUGACGUUAUUUUGCAGGAAAAAUCGCUAAUCUCUGCUGUCAACGAUGAAAUGAAAUAUUUGCACUGCGAUUAUUGUUCGGCUAAAAAUCGUCACAGUUUGAUUCCUUGUCCAAACUGCCCGUCAGUGAUGUUUUGCAAUCAGGAGUGUCUCCAGCAAGGAUUACGAUUCGCACAUCGGUUCGAGUGUGGAAUUUCUACGAAACUUCAUCAUUUAUCACUAAUCGCUGUUCGGUUGGCUCCUCGGAUGUUCUUCCGCGCCCUUACGCUUUUUGACGACAAUGUCGAGCGCAUGAUGAAGUUCUGUAAGACGAAUGCUAGAAACGGAAGUGAUCCGCUGAGCUUCGAUUAUACUAACUACGAUCCAAUCGAAGAAUUCAAACUUUUCCAAAAAAUGUACAUUCCCAGUGACAACACUGCUAGGGAUGGAGACACUGACAUACAUCACAUGCUGCAUGCGGCUGUUUUCUAUUCAAUCUAUAUUCAGCAACCUCUUGUUAAAUCUAUUUUUACUACUGAAAAGCAGAAGCUGUUUAUGAUCCGCUGCAUGCAGGACUAUUUUAGGUCUAUCAAGCAUCUUAUCAUAGUCUCUGACAGCUUCAUAAACCACAUCUUCCCAGUCGCAUCUAUCUGUAACCAUUCGUGCGACCCUAAUGUAUUUUGUAUAAACUUUUCGGGUCAAUUGAAGUACAUCGUUAAUCGCCCCAUAGCCAAAGGUACACAGAUUACCAUCUCUUACGGGCCACUGUUUCGAAUAUUUCCUCCAGCUGCAAACAAACACUUAAUGGACUCAAUUCAUUUCCGUUGCAUUUGUGACAUUUGCGAUAAACGGAAGUAUGCGGAGCGUAUAUUGAAGGAAACACUACAGCCAGCAGUUGCUGAGCGACAUUAUGAAACAUUAGUAGGAGUAGUGGCCGAACAUAACUUCAAUAUGGCAGCCAAAUUGAACGCAAUCGAGCAAUAUAUCGAAAAGUUCGCUCGGAUUAAUACACAGAAAUAUUUCUACGAGGUUCUAAUGUUUGCAUACCCAGAAGUUGACAGCGAUCACUGUAAGUUGGUAGCUGCAAGAGAUCACGCCAAAGUAGGAAUCUCGAACGAAUUUUCGUUGCACCGAUUCUAUUCUAGCAAUCCAGGUACUCUGGUACGGACACCAAACAACAGAACUGGUUUCGAGUAUCGGACGCACUAA
Messenger RNA from Sabethes cyaneus, 1779 nucleotides. RefSeq names its product SET and MYND domain-containing protein 4-like. The record is from RefSeq and is a predicted model, not a curated record. The transcript is spliced from 4 exons. Bases 1 to 1779 code for a protein of 592 amino acids. Gene Ontology annotation, molecular function: protein binding. Lineage: Eukaryota; Metazoa; Arthropoda; Insecta; Diptera; Culicidae.